Synchytrium microbalum is the source of this 8130-nucleotide messenger RNA. RefSeq lists its product as uncharacterized. The transcript is spliced from 14 exons. The record is from RefSeq and is a predicted model, not a curated record. Bases 1 to 8130 code for a protein of 2709 amino acids. NCBI's taxonomy places the organism in Eukaryota, Fungi, Chytridiomycota, Chytridiomycetes, Synchytriales, Synchytriaceae.
AUGAGUGAAUCUCCGUCGACAUGGAUUCUUGUUCUUAGUCUUGCCAUUCUCCUAAUACUAUUAUUAUAUCUGACACUUGUAGGCUUGCUACGACGAAAUUAUGGAAUCUCAUUCAGGUCCAUUGGAUUCUGCUCAUUGGCUGGUCUGACUCGCUCCGCUGUAUCCGAUGGAGCUAGCUGGGACAUUGAACUCAUAGCCACAAAGAUACAUACUAGAUCCCACACGGCUCCCUCCUGGAUUACCUUGUGCAUUCAAAAGCCUCAUAUAAGAAUCAACCUCGCCGAUCUGCAACACGACUUGGCCUCUUCCAAACCUAAAAAGAAACGAAAAUCUCAGAAUCCUUGGUGGCUGAACGAGGGCAUCCUCAGACUCAUUGUCCAGACCGGGUUGAAAUGGCUGUUUACCGUGUUCGAUGUUGUUGUGGAGGGGUGUGUUGUUAGUGUUAUACUUGACGAUGAGGGCUCGCUAGAGCUUAAAUGGUGUCAGGAUAAGAUCUCGAUCGGCAGAUUGUACUCUGCUACUCUGGCUGCUGGUAAUGGUGAUGGUGCAGUGCCUCUGACAAUAGAAGACACCAUCCUUUUACAAGUAAACGCCGUCUUGACUGGCUGCCAGAUCUAUGCUUGUCUCGGAGAGCCCAACAGAUGGACUCCUGUAUUAUUAAACAGCGAUUCUACAGCUUCCGUAGUGCUCAGGAAUGGUGACGAUUACCCGUUAAAAGCAUCAGUAAAACAGGCUGCUGGUGAAGAGCUCCUGAUAAAUAUAAACAUUGGUAGCACUUCGCUUGAUACUUCGCCUCUUGUACGUCUUCAGAGCAAGAGGGAAGAAUCUCUCGGCUCGUGGCAACGGUUACAAGAACUCGACAUGGCGCUGAACGGAUCAAGUGGUUUGAAGAUUACAACAAAUCCAUUGCCGAUCCCAAAUAGUCAUCCUGCUACUAAUAAACAACCUCCUCCUGUAAUUAACGAACCUCUGCCUGCUUGGCUCGCAAAUCCAGCACGAUUAGCAAACCAAAUACGUCGUUUGGCAAUCUUCCGACCUACUAUAAGUCUUUCGACACGACAAUUCGUGAUAGAAACGCUUGUAUCGUUACCAAUAGGUCGGCGCGAAGCCUUCAAAAUCUUAUCGUCUCUAGAACAUAUACGAGCUGAAGUCGGACUGGGCCUGGUGCAAGAUCAACGUGAUGGACGAUCAUCAUUGACUUGUAGCGCGGAAUUCCUAGUCGAAAAGAUGGUAUCUGAUGUUUCGGAUCUAGAAAAUACAAGCCCAGGUACUAGGUCGCUGAUACGUCUCAUGGAUAUAGCAGAAAUAAAGGUGGACGCCGGCUUGGAAACAUAUCUAGGCACGUCGGUUUUAGUUGGAAGUAUGGCAACCCGUAGAUCUCCCUCUGUAUUAGCUGAAAGCUCAGCUUCGUUGUCAGUCAGUAUCAUCAAACCUCAUAUAAUAUUAGAUGAUCAGAUUGUCGCCAUUCUUGAAACUGUAGCCGAAUCACCGGUAUCUUUAUCUGCCAUGCCCUUCUCAACACCACCGCAAGUUCCAUCAGACAUUUCUGAAGACAUUGGCACUUCUCCGCUGUGCAAUGCUGAUAUCAUGAAACAGAAAAUGCAAGCUAUAUUGCAGCUUCUUACUGAUGUCAUGCCCUGGGAUGUGAGACUGAAUGCUCUUGUAGCAAGUCCGUCUGUAGCGGUGCGAUUAUCAGCAUAUAAUCCAUCUCAUAGGAGUAACGAGGAUGCGUUGCUCACUUUGGACGUGGGAGAUUUAACAUUUGGCUCUCGCAUUCAAGCACAACCAGCACCAUAUGCCGCACUGUCAGAUGGCCCUGUAUCUAAUGUAGACAUUCACGCAUCAGCCUCUAUUGAUGGAAUAAGCGUCGAGGCAGUCAAUCUAGAUGCUAAUACAGUCCUGCCGACUCCUGAACGUCGACCUGACCGACUGAUACACCUUCAACGUAUAGAAGGUGAAGUCAAUGGUAGUUUGAGUAUCGGUGAAUCUCUCGAACAGUCUAGGCUGGUCAUGACGGCUCUAGUCAAAUUAUCACGUAUAGACUGUGAUAUGGCACCUAUAGUAUCCAGCGCCUUCUUAGACUACUUCUCGCUAGCUGUAGCAUUGAGUACAUCCAUCCGUAUCGUAACUCGUGCCUUCCAAAAACUACCAACGUCGCAACAUUCUCCAUCCACAUCCAAACCGACGCGAUCUAUAUCGCAGAUCCCACACGAAUUGCAGAUGGGCUUUGAGUUAACUAAAGUGGAUGUAGUCCUCGUUAGUGAAGGUGCAUCGCCAUGUGCUACCUUUGGAUUGCUCGAGGAUGUCGCUCUGCAAGUAAAAUUCGAGUCAAAUCCUGUACAAGCUACUAGUAGCAUAGGUGGUCAUGUCAAGCGUAUACAAGCAUGGACCUCCAACUCUUAUUCAACCCAAGAGUUUGAGACUCUGGCUGCCAUGACUCAGAGUAAUAUAUCUAGCUAUAGAUCAGGCAAUGAUUUGCAUAUUGUCUUUGAUUUGGCAGAGCUUGUUGGGAGCUUUUCGCUACGGCGGUACUACAUUGUUGUGGUUUCUGCUGCAUACUUGAUGAAAAUGGUGGAUGUAUUGUCAAUACGAAGAAUGAAGCCAAAGAAUGUCCUUCCAUCUAAAUCAAAACCAUCGAUAGAAGUCAACGUUGGUAAAGUAUCAGUUGCCUGUGAUCUGCCAGACAGAGUCUUGCUAGAUCUUCAAUGUCGCAAGACGGCUUGCAUCAUCAGUGAUGGAAAGAAUAUGUCUGUGUCGAUUGAGAAUACUAUAGUAUCAGCUCCUACGCCACAUAGUGAUACGUUUGAGAAUCUGGUCGUCGUCGACUCGUUUUCUCUGAUAAUGAGAAAAGAAUCUACAAAAGGAGCAGUGUUGACUAUGGCACUCACUGCAUCCGAAAUCCUUCUCAUAAAUCCAUACGGGUAUGAAUUAUCUGGUAUAAUCGAGAACGGAAUCAACUUAUCGAAAGCUCUAAUGUUUUUGCACCAAAAUCUAUUGGGCUUCCAACCAAGGCCUCGUCCAUCUACAGGUCAUACUACUAUAAGUCAGCACGAGAUCCCUACUCUCACCAUAGAUGUAAAGAGCCUCGUCGUAAAACUGUGCGAUUCACCAUUCGAGAUGCAUCUGUCUCGUACUUUUACUCUUGGUCUAGACGAACAGAGUGCCCGUUUAGCCCGUCAUGCGGCAUUUGAGAAACGAAUCAUGGCUAAAUUGGCACAUGAACGAGACGAACACGGUGAUGAUUCCAUUCUCGAAUUUGGUAAUUCUCGUAGUCAGGAAGUUAGGAGGGCAUGGGGUCUAUUGCAAGAAUUCAAUUCAAAGAGUUGGAUUGAAUCUCUUAAGAAAUCUGAAUCUGAUCCUCGAUAUUUGAGACCUCUAGUAACCAUUACAUUACUCAACUUGCAUUUGAAGGCCGAGUAUCCGACCUUGCCUUGCCAGACUAUAGAAAAGUCUAUAAAUGCUCUAGACUCGGAAACGCCAGACCACUUUAAAUACUUUGAAUUAAUACCACGCGAAGUCACACUAGGUACGCAGUAUGCAUCGUUAGAAUUCAGAGAUCAUCUUCUGCCAUUUGUAGCUGUGCCUGGACAACGACCAUUAGAUAGUGCAAGUACCGAGCCAUGUCUAGUCGCCAAGGGACUAGUUAUUAUUGCUGAACGAUUGCCCAGUUAUGAAAGUCGACGUGAAGUGAAAUUGUCGCUUGAUCCAUUACGCCUCGAUCCACUAAUAAUAGAACGAUUCGUCAACCCACCAAAGAUAUAUCUAGACGUUACUGUAAAUAUAAACACUCCACAAAUAUCUCGUAUUUGCUGGGGUACAGCUAUGGAACCAGCUUUGGGAGAUAUGGUACGAGUCUUUGAUACCAUAUUCCGACAAUCAGUCGAUCCGUCUCCGCCAUCCGGAUGGUGGGAUAAAGUCCGUCUCAUGUUCCACGGCCGCCUCAAAGUCAAAAUGUAUGGAGGUGGUCUUGUAUUCCGAAUGUUGGCAUCUAGGUCACCGUAUUAUGAUCCAAGUGCCCAUUUUGGAUCGUAUGGUAUGGAUAUUGGCUUGCGAGGUGCUGUAGCAGCCAGUAUGAAUGAUAGUGAUGAUCCAAACGAGAAUAUUUUAAUUGAAUCUGAGGAAUUGACUGUUGCCUUCCCUGGUUUGUUGUAUGAUGAGAGAGGAGAAACUGAUGCUCAGAAACGAUUGAAGGCUGUGGAUUUAGUAGUGUUGAAAUUGUGUGGUGGCGUUAAAUUGUCUUGUGGAUUAAGAUUCAUGACUUCAGCUUCGACUAGUCGUCGUGGUUCAGGAACUGCAUCGUCACCUCGAGAAGAUAAUGGGCUGGUGAUUGAAGAGGAAUUUUAUCGCGCUAUUCAGCGUAGACACGUUGAUGUGGUCGGUAGAGUGCCAGAAUAUGCCAAGCCAGACUUCUAUGGACAUGAAUAUGAUUCCUUUGCAGGAUUUAGAUCUACAGCAAUUCAUUUAACAGUCAGCCUAGAAUCUCCACGACCAUUUUACUCGUCACUAGUAGAACAAUCUAAUUCAUUCUGCCUGACAUCAUCUGCUCUCGACCACUUUAUGGCAUUGAUACGAAUGUAUUCAAAUCCAUUGGGUCAGAUUCCAAUCCAUCGUGGUAGUGUAUUUAGUCAAGGAGUACCAGAACGUCGUCGCUCGGAAAAACUAUCUCGAGUCCUCAAAUCUAUACACCUUAAAGCCCAAAUGCGGCCCAUUCUCAUGUCAUUUGUAACGCCAGGGAAUGAAGGUACUGCACCAGUCGGUGUAAGAACGCUAUCGAAAGAAAUAACUGGUGAAAUAUUCUUCCGUCAUGAUCGAGUGUUCCGGUUGGACCCUGUCGCCAAAGUUAUUCGUGGUGAUGGAAUGGCUCUAUCUGAAGACGUCGGAGAGACCGAUUAUAGUAUCCAGCGUAUAUCAUGGAGCUGGGCUAUAGAUGCUACUCGUAUUGAGCUGGCUCAAGUGGAGGGACGGAUGAUUGAGUUUAGUAAAACUGCCACCGUCUUGUCUGAAUCCAAUCUGCAGCAGUCGCCUACUCAGUCUACGAGCUCUGAGCAUUCUCAGGAUGAUAAUUGGCUUGUUGAUGGCGAUCCACAUCCGUCGUCGCUUGUUAUGAUUCCGUUCAUGUGGUCGCCAAGAUUUGCGUAUUAUAGAACGAGCAAGAAGCCUGAGGCUCUGCCUGAGAGUUUGAUACGGUCUCCUGUUGAUGUCUUUUCUACUCAAAUCAAUCUGUGCCAUGCGCGAUUACGUGAGAUUGAAGGUUAUAUAAGACGAUUGUUGGAAAUUCAAAGAAUGUUGGAGCAGAGAAUGGCUGUUUUCUUUGAUGAUUCGUUGCGGCAGGAAUCACAAGCUAUCGUUGAAAAACUGGCGAUACUGUAUGAAAAGAAGACUGUCAUUGAUGAGUAUAUUCAGAGAUGUGAACGGCAACGAGAGUCAAUCAAUGAUCAUGGACAAGGUACUCAAAAAACGGAAAGUGUUGCUGAGGCUAAGCAGAGUCCAUUUGACCAUCACUUUAUUAUUCAUAAUAUCUCCGUGUUAUGGCGGAAGGAUGUUCGUAAUGCAUGGUUCAAACUGCUCGAUUUGCAUGGAUCGCAUUCGACCGUCAGAUAUUGCAUGUCGAAUGCAGCCAUGCGUAUAGCUCAAGAUAUCAUAGCCACUUCAUCGCAAAUCAAAGCCAACGACUUGUCUGCAACACAUAAUAUUCCAUCGAAUUUAUCUCGUCUACCAUCGCCAACGAGUAAAGGUCCAGAAGGCCCUGUCGAAGCAAACGAGUCUCAAAUAGUUGAUGACUUGUUGACUCGUCUUGUCGCCGAGCAAGAUGUCAAUUUCUUGGCUCAAAACGAAUAUAAUGCUGAUACUGUUGAUGCACAACCAGAUACCGAGACAUCCGCACUUCAUAGACUUGCUUUACCAGAUCAACCAGAAUAUGUAGCAUCCAACAAUCCAGAGUCACCAGACUUUGUGCAUAGCUCGCUAUGGAUUGAGAGCAAGUAUAUAAUUCAGUUUAUUAAUGCUCAAGUCAAUAUGGAGUCAGACUCAUCUACAAGUGAUGGUGGUGGGAAUAAGUGUGUUUUAGUGGCCGCAGACAUUAUGCAGCUUCAGUCAGUUAGUAUCUUGGCAUCGUCUCGUGAUCAUAGUGACCCAAACGUCUAUUUGGAAGAUCUUGUCACGUCACGAUUAGUAUUCAGUAUCCACAAUGCACAGUUUCUGGUUGCGCAACGUACAGAGUUUGCCAAAAGUGUCGCUACGUCGACUGAUGAUCUCUCUGACGUCAUGUCUGGUGCAUGGCCUCUCUGGCUACCAGUAGAAUGUAUGAUUGACUUGAGCUCGCCUACGGGUGACUUUAAACGAGUCAUAGAUAGAACAUCAGCCUUCUUGCAUCGUGACAAGUCGAAUCCUCUCUUUUUGAAACGGACUGAAAAGAGUGCUGAUAUGAAACAAUUAAUGAAGGAUGACUUGAUACGUAUUCGCUUCCCGGAUUUUAUAAUUGAUGUCAACUCCGCUCAGUACCUUGUCUUCCAUGAUGUUAUCGAACAUUUACUAGUAUAUCGAGAACCAUCAACCAAAGAUCGACGAGAGAAACUUCGAAAGAUGCUCUUGGCAUUUGAGCAAAUGGAGGACUUUAGAAAGGUGGCUGAAAUAGUAGUGGAUCGUCAAACCAAAGUCCGUCAAGCCGAAUCGUUAAUGAAGUAUGGCACUGCUACAUAUGGUCGUGUUGUAACUACCGAUAGUGUAACCUUCCAGCAUACCGAUCUCGUAAAAUAUCUAAGUCAAAAUAAGGACGAUCUAGUCAUUGUAUUAGAUGCCAUGACCAAAUUCCGGGAUUUGAGUCGUCGACGAUUGCAAGGUAGUGUCGCUUGGCAGAUGCACUUUACAGUUGGCAAUAUGGUAUGGCUUAUGGAAGAUGAUGUUGGUGAUCCAUUGUGUCGAUGGAUGUUGAAAAACGCCGUGUUUCGAUGGGUGCAUAAUGAAGAUUUGAGUAGUUCGAAUACGCUGGAAAUUGAUCGGCUCGUUAUUGAAAAUCUGUCGAAUACGUCAUCUGUGUUUAAGGAGUUGUUGGGGCCCUAUAUUCCGGAUAAAAGGAUUGUGGAUUUUAAGAGACAGAAGAUGUUGAGAGUAUUUUGGAGAGAGAUGGCUCCUGUCGCUGGUAUUAAAGUGGUUGACCACUUUGAGCUCAAUCUCUUCCCUCUGUCAUUUCAAAUCACCUACGACGUUGGUAAAAAGAUAUUACGAUACAUCUUUCCCAAACCAACUGCUCCAGCAGCUGCCACAAUCUCCGAGGUUGUCCCGCUCGAUAAGAAGCUAGAAAUGCCUGCUACUCGUAGAAAUCGCACUGGCUCACUCAUGGCAGGUGUGGAUGUAUCAGAGGAGAGAGCAGCACUUAUUGCAAAGGGUAGAGCUGCUCAAACGGCUGUCAUCGCAGCAGACUCUCGAAACCCUGUAAAGAAGAUGCGAAAUGUAUCAUCACGCGAGUCUCGAACCUACUCCUCAGGAGGUUUUACAAAUAGUGCUACUUCAGCUUCGUUGCAAUUGACACCUAUGGAUAAUUUGCGUCAGAUGCAAACUCGGGCUACGGAGAAUCGAACGUUCAUAUAUAUCAAGUUGCCAGAGUCUCAGCAUUGUUUGAGUUAUAGGGGAAGCAAGGAAAAGAAUCUGGAAGAUCUUACCAACUUUGUUUUUCGAAUGCCUUCACUGGAAUAUCGUAACAAGACUUGGACAUGGCUAGACUUUAUCAACCAAGUCAAGAAAGACUCGAUACGAGCUGUUUGGGCCAAUGCUCCGUCGCUCGUCAGAGAAAAGCUGUUUGCUAGAGCUAUCGCAGAGUCUGAAUCAACACACAAUUCGGAUUCGGUGGGAGUGCCUUUAUCCACAUCUUCGACGCAAUCAAGCAUAUCUACCUCAUCAGCUGCAACCGGCUCUGAUAUAACAGCUAUAUCUGCCAUUGGUAAUGCACCUGAUGAUCAUGGGAGUAUACAUGAAAGCAGCACUUCUUCGUCGUCCACAAUUGGUACUCGUCGCUUCAGACCGUUUACUAUAGGUCGUUGGGGGAAGCACGAGACCGAUCACUCAAACGAAGAGAUGGAUGAUGGUGCUACGAAAGCCCGUCUGUUGUUUGGCAAGACGAGACAGUAUACAUAA